AUGGUCAACUCGUUAUCUCAUAUACUUGGUAAAGGUGGUUUUGCAACUGUACAUGCUGCACGUCGAAAAUCCGAUGAUCUUCUUGUAGCGUGUAAGAUGAUUGAUAGAAAAAAACUUGAACAAGAAAAUAUUCAUAAUUUUCCAUCAUAUCCAAAUCAUCGUCAUCCAAUACCUAGUUCACGUUCAACAUCGUUACUUGAUAGAUUAAAUGCUGAAAUAACAAUACAUCAUCAAGUUAAACAUCCAAAUAUAGUUGAAUUAUUAAAUUGUUUUUGUGAUGAUAAAUAUGUUUAUUUAAUACUUGAAUUAUGUUCGAAUGGUGAUCUUGAACAUUAUUUACAAGAGAAAAAAACACUUAGUGAACAUGAAACUCGUAAUAUUACGAAACAAGUUGUUGAUGGUCUUGUCUAUUUACAUAGUCAUGGAAUUCUACAUCGUGAUAUUAAACUUUCGAAUUUACUUUUAACUGAUACAUUCGAUGUGAAAAUUGCGGAUUUCGGUUUGGCAAAAAAAUUACCAUUAACACGUGAACAAACAAAUGAAACAAUGUGUGGAACACCAAAUUAUAUAUCUCCGGAAAUAGCAAGUCGAAAUCCACAUAGUUUUGCAACGGAUGUAUGGUCAUUAGGUAUUCUUAUUGUUACACUAUUAACAGGACGUCCGCCAUUUGAUACUGAUACUGUUCAUGGGACAUUGAGUAAAGUUACACAGGAAAAAUAUGAAUUACCGACAACAUUUAGUGAAGAAGCUCAAGAUCUUGUGAAUAGUACAUUAAGAAAAACACCAGAACAUCGACCAACAAUUAUGGAAAUUCGAGAUCAUCCGUUUUUUUCAAAAGAUUAUUCACGUUCAUCACAUUCGUAUAACGAAUCUAAUAGUUAUCAAAAAUUAUCAUUAUUGGGUCCAAAUGCAUCUGUUGAUAGUGGUCUUGGUGUAUCGAUGGGACGACAACGAUCUGUAUUGAACAGUACUUCGGUAACAAAUACAAAUUAUGCAGCUCAUCAAUAUUCUUAA
Rotaria sp. Silwood2 is the source of this 1014-nucleotide messenger RNA. NCBI's taxonomy places the organism in Eukaryota, Metazoa, Rotifera, Eurotatoria, Philodinida, Philodinidae. The record is from the annotation of a GenBank genome assembly.